Molecule: messenger RNA, 639 nt
Organism: Camellia sinensis
Lineage: Eukaryota; Viridiplantae; Streptophyta; Magnoliopsida; Ericales; Theaceae
Source: RefSeq, a predicted model, not a curated record
AUGUAUUACAGAGCCCUUGUUGUUGUACUUGUCCUCCUGUUCUUCUCAACUUGCCAUGGCAGAAAUCAAAACCAGCAGCUCAUCGGCAGUUCAUGCGGAGACAUCCAAAACAUCACCUUCCCCUUCCAAUUGCAAUCCGACACACAAAUCUGCGGAGGAGUUAACAACAACUUCACUCUGUCCUGCGACAACAAUCGCACAAUCCUAUCCUUAUCCUCCGCAAAAUACUACGUUCAUUCCAUCAACUACGACAACUCCACAAUCCGCCUCAUCGAUAUCGUGAAAUCUCCUUAUUACAUUAACACAACUUCUUAUUGCGACAAUGGAAUCGAUUCCUCGUCACUGAAAGGCUUUUCUUACGUUCUGGCUGGACAAGUGAGUGUUUGGUAUGUUGCCGAUUCCUGCACUGUCCAGACCAUUGCUGUUUCUUCCUCACCAUUGCUGAUUGGAACUGAAAUUGCAUCGAGUUUUUCACUCUCGGAUGUUAACAAGGCGUUGGAAUAUGGGUUUGAGGUUUCGUGGGAGUUCAAAACCUGUAAAGGUUGCAAAAAACGGGCAUCUUGCUUCGGCGAUGCCGUGAAUGUCGUUGCCGCUUGCUCCAGUGUCUGCUCUUUUCAGCCUUCCUUUCUAAGUGAGUAA